This is a messenger RNA of Cryphonectria parasitica EP155, 444 nucleotides long. RefSeq lists its product as uncharacterized. The record is from RefSeq and is a predicted model, not a curated record. Bases 1 to 444 code for a protein of 147 amino acids. The transcript is spliced from 2 exons. Gene Ontology annotation, molecular function: fatty acid synthase activity. Lineage: Eukaryota; Fungi; Ascomycota; Sordariomycetes; Diaporthales; Cryphonectriaceae. Gene Ontology annotation, biological process: secondary metabolite biosynthetic process; fatty acid biosynthetic process.
AUGAUUGCCGGUGGAACAAACAUUCUUACCAACCCUGACUUCACCGCUGGGUUGGACAGGGGACGAUUCCUCUCCAGAACUGGGGGAUGCAAGACGUUCGACGACGAAGCCGAUGGUUAUUGUCGAGGUGAAGACGGAGAUCCCAUCAAAGGUGUCAUUCUUAACGUUCUGACGAAUCACUCGGCUGAAGCCGAGUCUAUUACACGGCCUUCUUUGCACGCACAGAGGGAAAUAUUCACUAGCCCUCUACAUGUAAGCUACGUGGAGAUGCACGGAACGGGUACUCAAGUAACGGCGGCGGCCAGCCCAGCUUGGUUGGAGGACAAGACCGCAGAGGCACAGGCAAACAUGGGCUCUCUGAAAAGGGGCCUGGAAUCAGGGGCGUGUUAUCGAUUCACCUCCAACAUGGUUUACAGAAUUGGUGGCCGCUCUGGCCGAAUUUGA